This is a messenger RNA of Gastrolobium bilobum, 937 nucleotides long. RefSeq lists its product as uncharacterized. NCBI's taxonomy places the organism in Eukaryota, Viridiplantae, Streptophyta, Magnoliopsida, Fabales, Fabaceae. The record is from RefSeq and is a predicted model, not a curated record. The coding region runs from base 87 to 644 and encodes 185 amino acids. The transcript has a single exon.
AACUCUCGUUGAAACACAAGCAAAUUAAGUUAUCCCUUUGCCACAAAACGUUGCCGUUUUGGGCCUUUCUUUCUCUCUCUCUCUAUAUGGAUGAUCCUAUUAGCAUGAAGCGGGUCCGAGAUGACUCGGACGAGUUAUUGCUCGAAUCGUCCGAGACGAAGCGACUCAGAGAGGAUCUACUCGAGUUCUUCGACGACGCCGAUCACACGCCCUCCACUCAGGACCUUGACUCCGUCAUGAGGAGCUUGCAGGAGGAGAUUUCCGCAUCUUCCUCCCCCGCAUCCCUUCACGUGACGUCAGAUUCCGGCGAGUCUCGGACGCAGAUCGGGUACCUUCUCGAGGCUUCCGAUGACGAGCUUGGGCUUCCACCGCCAGAAAACUCUUCGGUGCCGGAAGGGAAGAACGUGGAGGCUGAGUUGGUCCGGGUUUCGUCCGAGUCAUCCGGAAUCGGCCAGUUAUGGGAGUUUGAAGAUCAGAUCCCGAGUUAUGACUCGUUUGGGUUGGGAACCGGGUUUGGUUAUGACAGCAAUAUUGAGUACGCUGCGUUUGAUGGGCUUUUCAAUCACUCGGAUGUGUAUUACGACUCUGCCGGUUUUUCUGAGUCGUGGCGGCACGAUACCUUGCCAGAACAAGAGGGAUUAUGAGGUGGGGCGUCUAACGAAAUUUAAUUUCUCGGACAUGUAAAUCUCUUAUUUUGCUUCGCUUUUUUUGUUCCUUUUUCCUUGAAAAAGGGAAUUACAGAAGAAUAUAUGAGUAGGACUUAAUAUAACAUGAAGAAACUAUGAAUUAUGAAAGAUGCCGUUAACUCGUAAGGAAAAUUAUUCUCCGUGGUUAUUUUAAUCGUCAAAUGUUUCUGCCUGAAAACCAUUAUGCAGAUGGCCGUUAAAACAAUGGAAUUAAUAUUUCGUUAUGUUAUAGAAGUUACAUCUCAACCAAA